UAAACCGGACGCGAUAAAUAGUAUGCAGUUUAACUGUGUAGUACGCUAGUAUGGGUUUUCGGACACCGUUGACGUUAGAAAGUUUCAUUUGACAGAAAGGUGCGUGACUACUCCCUCGUGUGGUGAUAAUAAUGGUUUUAGUUUCUAAACGUCCUAUUUAUUUUGGUAACUCUUCGGAUACCUCUCUCUCCUACGCACAUAGUACGAUUUAUCAAACCCGGUUUCUACUCUCUCACCGACAUUCUUUCAUUUCCUUUGUAAUUAUCGUUUAAUCGCUGACACUAGAUUUAUUUUUAAUAUUUUUUUGAACGGGGAAAUAGUUGAAUGUUGAUGACGUUCCGUUUAUUUUCUCGGUUGAACCGGUGAGCGGGGCAGUAGCCUCCUGUUUUGAGAUGUCCACCUGGUUUCCUGUUCUACAACAGUAGAAAACAAGGACAUUCAUGUUUUUGACAAAGUCAUUGUUGUUCGUCAUAUUGAUUUCUGCGUAAACUGAAAGGUUUUUGAAUCUAAUUCCGAGAGUGUUGGCCUAUUUCCCCCACCGAGGACCGGUAUGGAUUUCCAUCGCUCGGUUCCAGGCUAACACGGACCAUCAGUUGUCUUUCUCCUAAAGGCAAAGCUGCUGUUGAUGUAUUUAUUGUUUGGAGCCUCUCCUACCUGAGGCGGUGAUAGAGGUCAAGAGGUCAAGAGCAUCCUCUCUUCAGAAUCAGAUACUUUCUACCAGCUGAAGAGCCAGCCAUUCACUCUGAGCUCAGUGAUGACCUCCCGGGUGUUGAUGAGGCAGGAGCUGAUGCGCCAGCAGGCCAGGGACCAGGAGAGGAGAGAGGCCCAGAAGCAGGUCUUCUCAGCCCAGCUACGAACCACCGACUCCUCCCCAGCCAUCUCCAUGGCCCCAGAGCAUACCGGAGCCCGACCACCCCCUGCCCAGGUUCCUGUGGAGGUCCUCAUGGUUCAGACCAACUUGGAGAACCCCACUAAAUACCACAUCCAUGCCUCCCAGAGACAGCAGGUUAAACACUACCUCUCCUCCACCGAGGGGAACAAACUGACCAGUCAGACGCUGGGCACCUCCCCCUCACCUCACUCCGGAUCCGCCCCCGAGCUCCAGCCUGCAGCCAACAGCACUCCCAGCAGCCCACUGGCCGUGCUCAGCCUGAGCUCCAACAAAGAGGAGAUGGAAGAUGUGAUCGAUGGCAUCAUCAGUCUUGAAUCCGGUCUCAACAAUGAGUUCUUUCAGUUGAUGGACUCUGGACUACAGUUAGCCAACACGCUGCCAGUGUCAAGGAACAUGCUGGAUGUGUACAGCAGUGGAGGGAUGGUUGCUCCUACCAUCACUGUCUCUAACUCCUGUCCUGCUGACUUGCACACCAUCAAGACUGAGUUAACCGGUACCGUGGUGGAGGCUAAAGCUAUGAUGAAGGAACGACAGAAAAAGGACAAUCAUAACCAGAUUGAGAGACGGAGGAGGUUCAACAUCAACGAUCGCAUCAAGGAACUGGGAGCUCUCAUCCCCAAAUCUAGUGACCGACCCCCGUGCUACGGCGACAGGGAGACGCGUUGGAACAAGGGCACCAUCCUGAAGGCGUCUGUGGACUACAUCAGGAGGCUGCAGAAGGAGCAGCAGAGAGCCAAGGAGGUGCAGACCAGACAGAGGAAACUGGAGCACAGCAACCGCAGCCUGCUGCUACGCAUACAGGAGCUAGAGAUGCAGGCCUGCCUCCACGGCCUCUCCACCCCCGCCUCCUCCUCCCAGGGAUCCUCCUCCUCACACCUCAGCCUAUCACAAUCCCUGGACCCCAGCACGGGCGACGCCCUCUCCAAGACCCUCCUCUCCCUGAGUGGUGGCCUAGGCCUUCAGGCCACCUCCCCCUCGGCCUCGCCGGUUGGCCUGAUGAACAUGGCUUCUCCUCUGAGCUUCUCUGAGCUGGACGACCCGUCGGCCGCAGCCUUCCACUCCUCCCUGCUACCAGACAUGGGUCUUGGGGACAUCUUGAUGGACCAUGGGGGGAUAGGGAUGUCCCCGGUGUGGGCCCGAGAGCCCCUGCUCUCCUCCUUCUCCCCAGGACCCUCCAAGACCUCCAGCCGCAGGAGCAGCUUCAGCAUGGAGAAGGACUUGUGACUGGGCUGAGUCCAAAACCAACAACUCCUAGACCAGCGGUUCCCAAACUCGGGAUCCCAAGGGGAGCACGUUUUUGGUUUGUGCCCUAACACUACACAGCUGAUUCAAAUUAUCAAAGCGUUAUGGUUAAUUGAUUAUUUGAAUCCAUUGUGUAGUGCCAGGGCAAAAACCAAAACGUGCUCCCUUUAGGGUCCUGAGGACCCGAGUUUGCGAGACCCUUCCCUAUACCCUGGCUCCUAGACCCUAGCUCCUAGUAAUUGUUUAAGACACAAGGUUAUUUGUAGAUCAGUCAGUCUGCGAUGUAGUUGAUCUGGAGCACGACUUAAGGCCCUAAGCCCAUCAGAGGACUGCAGACUGAGGUGGAGCCUCCACAUACCAUGCAUGGCCCCGUCCAUCAAUCACAGAGUGGGGGUCAAAUGUCUUAGUUUAGUCUAGGAUUUGCAAAAUUCCAGUCCCCAAGUUUUCCAGAAAUCCUGGCAGUGAGGUUCCAGAAAUCCUGGCAGUAAGGUUCCAGAAAUCCUGGCAGUAAGGUUCCAGAAAUCCUGGCAGGAAUGUUCCAGAAAUCCUGGCUGUAAGGUUAAAAAAAAUGGAUUGGGGUAUUUUUCUCCAACCCUAGCAAACAAAAGCUGAUUUAAACAAAUUGUAUUCUAAACUAAAGAUAAUGAUUAGUUGAUUUUUGGAGUCGGGUUAGAAUUUUCCCAUCCCUGGUCUAUAUAUCAUAGAAAAGGAAACAGGAGUUUGGGCAUAUUGUUUCAAUGAAACUACAGAUGGUGUGUUCAGAAAGCCACAACUAUAGAAUUAAAAACUUUUAUUUGUA
Salmo salar (Atlantic salmon) is the source of this 2933-nucleotide messenger RNA. The record is from RefSeq and is a predicted model, not a curated record. Lineage: Eukaryota; Metazoa; Chordata; Actinopteri; Salmoniformes; Salmonidae.